UGGGAACGGGAUAAAAAUCUCUGUGACGUGCAUAAAUUUCACUUCCGGUGGCAAAGGCCAGCCCAUAUUGGCAGCCCGCAUCCUGCAUCCCAAAGAGAACUCUUCCCGUACGACAAUGUCCAAAGCUGCGUCAUUUCUAAGAGAGUAUCGUAUCGUUCUGGUCGGAGAAGGAGGUGUCGGAAAGUCAGCCCUGACCAUUCAAUUCAUCCAGUCGCAUUUUGUCGAUGAAUAUGAUCCUACUAUUGAAGACUCAUAUCGCAAACAAUGCGUAAUCGAUAACGAAACCGCCCUUUUAGAUGUUCUGGAUACUGCUGGACAGGAAGAAUAUAGUGCUAUGCGCGAACAGUACAUGCGGAACGGAGAAGGAUUUCUUUUGGUAUACUCUAUCACUUCCAGACAGAGCUUUGAGGAAAUUAAUACGUUUUAUCAACAAAUCUGUCGUGUGAAAGAUCGUGAUGUCUUUCCAAUGGUUUUGGUAGCGAACAAAUCGGAUCUGGAGAAGGAUAGGCAGGUAUCAAGUCAUGAAGGUCGCGAUUUAGCCAGGAAUUUCGGUUGCACCUUUGUGGAAACCUCUGCUAAACAGAGGGUCAAUGUGGAUGAAGCGUUUUUCCAUGUUGUUCGUGACAUUAGGCGUUUCAAUAAGGAGCAGGAGGCCAAAGACAGUGGCCAUACUCCGUUCGAAUCGCCCGAUGAGCGCGAAGAAGCUGGUGGCGAUAAGUGCUGCUUAUUGAUGUAAUCUGUUCUACUCAUUCGUUUUUUCUAUAUACCAGCCUGACAGUACAAUACAUUGUAAUACACACUCAUUUUCGUGAUUGCAGGCGAUAAUCUUGACCGUUGAUCUCUGAAAAAGUGAAUUUUUCCAAUAUAGGAUGAUUUUGCCUCCUAGUACGACCCUUGUGAAGGGUUCAUUGAUGAACGUUUUGCCUGCGAUAGUGGCUGUAUCGAGUAGUUUCGAGAGAGGCUGGAGGGAAGCAUCGGAUGAAAUAACUCUAAAUUUCAAAGUAAUUCUGGUCCAGAACGCUAAAUUUGAAUGACGAGUGUAAUAUGUUACCCAGUUUAGGUAUAUUCAAUUGAGGCUAUGGCAUCGAAAGUUCAGUCAACGUGGCAAAUCGUGGUACAACUUGGC
Umbelopsis ramanniana AG is the source of this 1126-nucleotide messenger RNA. RefSeq lists its product as uncharacterized. The coding region runs from base 116 to 736 and encodes 206 amino acids. Gene Ontology annotation, molecular function: GTP binding; GTPase activity; GDP binding. The record is from RefSeq and is a predicted model, not a curated record. The transcript is spliced from 4 exons. NCBI's taxonomy places the organism in Eukaryota, Fungi, Mucoromycota, Umbelopsidomycetes, Umbelopsidales, Umbelopsidaceae. Gene Ontology annotation, biological process: signal transduction. Gene Ontology annotation, cellular component: plasma membrane.